AUGGAUAAUUAUGAAGUGUCAGAAGAUUUAAAAAUGAUUACUUCAUAUUUUGAUGAAAAUAACAGAUACAAUAAUAAAAAUAUUGAUAAUUUAAAUAAUAGUAAUAAAAUUAAAAAAAAAAAAAAUAUAAAUGAUAAAUAUUUUCAAUCUUUAAAAUAUACUAAAUGUACAAAUGACACAGCAAAUAAAAGUAAUUGUAAUAUUAUUUCUUUUGAACACAUUACUUCUAAUGAGGAAUUAAAUAUAAAUACCUGUUCCAAUAUUAAGAAAAAACAAAUAUUAAAUUAUGAUUUUGAUUCAUACAAUAAAUUAAAUACACUAGAAGAUUUAAAAUAUGAAAAUGAAAUUUUGAAAAUUGAUAAAGAAAUGAAUAAAACUAAAUCUUUUGAGAAUUUUAUUCCUAACAAAAAAUUGUGUGAUACACAUCAAGAAAAGCAAAAAACAAAUUUGAUCAGUUGUUAUAAGUAUAAUAAUUUAAUAAAUAAAAAUGAUUGUUACAUAAACAAAAAAUAUAAUAUGAAUGAUACACAUUGCAAUGAAAAAUAUAUAGUUAAAUAUAAAUUUAAUUCAUUUAUUUUAAACAAUGUAGGUAAUAAAAGAUAUAAUUUAAGCGUAAAUAACAGUUUUGAAAAUAUUAAAAAAUAUAAUGUUGAAUCUACUGAAGAUAUGGUAUUCUAUAAAUUAAAUAAUGAAAAUAUAUGCAAUAAAAGUAAAGUUUCUGUCAAUGAAAAUAAUAAUCAUUAUAUAAAUACGAAGAACAAUUUUGAUAAGUCAGGAAAUAGGUAUAUUGGAGAUAUUAAAGAGAACAAAUACGAAGAAAGUGAAAUUCUAGAUUAUUUUACGCAAGAAUUAUAUAAUAAAGUUAAAAAUAAUAAAAAUUUUAUAAGUAAUGAAAAUAAACAAAAGCUAAAUUUAAAGAUUAAUUCAAAAAAUACCUUAAAUAAAAAUAGAGAUGAUGACAUUCAAUCUUAUAUAGAACAAAAAUAUAAUCAACAUUCAAAAUGUUUUAUUAAAUUUCCUACUAAUAAUUCAGAUAGUACAAAUAAAAAUAUUAUUAUAAGAAAUGUAAUAACUAAAUGUAAUAGUAAGGACAUUAAUAAAUAUAAAGAUAACUGCAAUAAUUGUAAGUAUGAAUAUAAUGAUUUAACAAACAAUAUAGAACAUUUAGCUACUUUAAAAAAUAAAAAUACCUACAAAAUAAUCGAAAAAGGGAAAUCAAAUGAAAUAUAUGACACAAAAGAUAAAACAUAUUUGAAAAUGAUUAAUGAUCAUUUUAAGAGGGAAAGAAGCUUAAAGUGCUAUAAUAUUAAUGAAUCUUUUUUAUUCAAGAAAAACACUUAUUCUGGAGAAAGGGAUACAUUAAAUAUUUCUGAAAAAAAAUAUUUUCAAAAUGAGGAUAUUUUGAAAACUAUAAUAAAUAAAAAAAUUAAUAGUGAUCCAUUACUUUCUUCAAAUAGAAAAUCAUUAAUGAGUGAAUUUCUUAAAAAAAAAAAUAUUAAUAGUUAUACUUUUAAUAAUUAUUUAAGAAAUAAUGAUGAUAUAAAAAAUAAAAAUAAAAUGACUAAUAGAAGUCAAAUAAUAAAAAAAAAAUUGAAUUAUGAAUUAAAUAUGUGUGACAAAUGUUUUAAUAAAUGGAAAAAUAUAAAAAAAAAAAAAAGGAAGAAUAAAAAUAAGACAAGUAUAAGCUAUUAUAAAAACGUAAAAAUUUUAAAUAAUAUUAAUAAGAAAUUAUUUUUUUGUUAUAAUCCAAAUGUAUUGAAUAGUAGUAUUUAUGACAUAAAAACUCAAUUAAUUAAUAAUAGUAAAGUAAAAUCACGUAAAUCAAAUUCUUGCUUUUUUUUAUCAGCAUACAGUAGUGGAAUAUUUAAUAUUUUAAAAACUGAAGAUUUUCAUUUUACACCUUUAAGAAGAAAUAGAAGCUUGGAAUAUAUAUUAUCAAAUGGAAAUAGUUACUAUAACAAAGUUUUUUCAUUAUGUAAUAAUAAAAUUAAAAAAUAUUAUGAAUACUAUGAUAAUGGAAAUAUUUAUAACUUUUAUAGGAAUAAAAUUUUUAAUAAUAAAAGGAAUGAAAGUAACUGGAACAAAAUAAAUAAUAAUAACAUUGAAUUCCACAAUAAAAAAUGCUAUCAAAAAUAUUAUAAUAAAUUUUCUUUAAAAACUUAUCAUAGUAAAAUUUUUUGUGAAGCUAAUUGUAGUAGUUUUAUGAAAAGUCAAUUUAAUAAAAUACGUAGGAAAUUCUUAUUUAAGAAUAUUAAACGUAAAAAAUUGAAGGAAAAAAAACAAAAAAAGGCGCAUCAUAUAAAUAAAAAAGCUAUUAAAAUAGAGGAAAAUAAAAAAACGAUAUGUGCUAAAUAUGAUAAAAAUAAUGAUAAUAAAAAUAUAUCUUCUAAUUAUAAUAGUAAUAAAUGUAAUGCAAAUUUUCAAAAUAAUUAUUAUUUGAUAAAUAGAAUAAAUCAAAAAAAAUAUUCUUUAAUUAUGAAAAAAUGUUUAGUUGGUAAAAAAAAAUCAAACACUCAUAAGAAUAAAUAUGCUUCUUUUUCUUUUAAAACAAAAGGUAGACAUAUAGCUCAAAAUGACAAUUUACACUUCAAGUAUCCAAUAAAAAAAAAAGAAUUUUUGAAAAAUAAAAAAAAAAUGUUAAAAUUUUUGAAAUUAAAGAAUUCUGAUGUAGAUAUACUAAAUAGAAAGAUUUCUUUAUAUGAUAAAAAGGUAGAUUAUAAAAAUAACGCAAAUGUGUUAAAUUUAAUGAUAAAUAACUCAUACAUCAAUACAAAAAAUACAGAAAAGUUAAUAACUAUAAAGAAUAAAAAGAGAAAUGAAUUCAUAAAUUCCAUAAGAGAUAUAGAAAGAAAAAAAGGAAAUAGUAAUUCAAAAAAUUCAUUAUCCCAUCUUUUUAAUUACUUAAAUAUUUCUAGUAAUAAUGAAAUUUUUCUUGUACCAAAAGGUUAUAUGGAUGAAAAUAAAAAUUAUGAAAAGAUGGAAACCAUUUUAAAAUCAAAUGUGGAAAAUAUUAAUAAACAAAAAUAUUAUUAUAAAAACAUCUAUUUAGAAAAUAAAAUUGCACAUAAUAAAAAUAUACCAAAACAAACAAUAAAAAAUGGUGAUACUACUAUGCCAUAUUAUCUUUCACAUGGGACAUCAGUUUAUGAUAAUGACACGAAAAUAGAUAAAAUGAAAGAUAAAGUACAUUAUAGUGAUAUUUUGAGGGAGAGUAUUGAAGAAUCUGAAAAUAAAAAGGAUAAUAAAAAAAAGUUAUUUGAAAUGGAAAAUGACGAAAUAGCCGAAAGAAGGAAAAAAAUAAAAAAUGAAAAAGAUGAAGCUAAAAAAUAUUAUAAUUAUGAAAAAAAAAAAAAAAAACGAAAGGAUAUAUGUGAAAAGGAAACUACGUUAAGCGAACACAAAGAUAUAAAUAAGAAAGAAAAUAUAUUUGAUAAAUUCAACGAAAUAUAUAAUAAAAAAAAAUGCACAUUAUUUGCAAGUAAUUCAGUUCCUUACAUGAAAGAAAAUUCAAGCAAUUAUAGAAGUAUAUAUUACAUAGUUGGAUUAAUUUAUUAUGGAAAAAAAUCACAAGUAUAUAAAUGUGUAAAUACAAUUGAUAAAAGAAUGUAUGCUAUGAAAAUAGUUUCAAAAGAUCCUUAUGAUUUGUAUGUUAAUAAUCUGAUGAAAAAAUAUUUAUUCCUAAAAAAUAAUCCUCAUAAAAAUAUUAUAACAAUACAUGAUAUAUUCUCUGAUAAAAAUUACAACUGUAUAAUAAUGGAAUUAUGUAAAGGAUCCACAUUACUUGAUUAUUUUAUGUCAUUAGUUCCAGGAUCUUUAGAUGUAUUUGAAAUAAAAUUAAUAAUGAAAAACCUUUUUUUAGCUUUAGAUUUUUUACAUUCUAAAAAUAUAAUACAUAGAGAUAUUAAAUUUGAAAAUAUAAUGUUUAAAAAAAAAAGAAUAAGUGUUUUUGACAAUGAAAGUUAUGAUAAUUGUAGGUUAGAUGAUCCUUCUUUAUUUGAAAUAAAUAAAUCAUCUUAUAUAGAGCCAAGAGAAAAAAUGAGAAAAAUUAAUUUUAAGGAGGAUUGCUUACUUUUAAUAAAGAAUAAUAUUUUAUUGGAUAAAAAAAAAAGGAAUCGAAUGUAUAAUAAUUCUAUAGAUAUAAUUAAUUAUGAGGAAGAUUCAUAUACUUCUUUAUUUUACGAUCAAUUUGAAAAUAGCAAUUUUAAAAUGGACAGUAAUAUGGAAUUUAGUAGCAAAGAUGAAACAAAUAGAACCAUAUCUAUGAAUUCUACGAAUUCUUUUCAUUCUGAAUUUUCAGUAGGUCAAUAUUAUACUUUUAAAUAUUCCUACAGUCUUAGUGGAAUCAGUAAUAAUUUUUCCAAUGCAUUAUUAGAUAAAAACAAAUCAGUAAAUAAUACCAAAAAGUGCUCUUUCACAAAACUUUUAACGAAUGAAGAAAAAGGUCGAAUAUUUAAAAAAAGUAAAUGUAAAGUUAAAAAAAAAAGGGGGAAUACAAUAAUCAAUUCUUUUAGUGAUUUAUGUUUAAUUGAUAUGGAUAUGAUAGAAAAUGUAUCUAAUACUAGUGAUUGCACAAGUAAAAAAUCAGAUUUUAUAUGCGGAACUGCACCAUAUAUGCCUCCAGAAUCAUUAGAUGGAGUAAUUUCUACAGGUAAUGAUAUAUGGGCAUGUGGAGUAAUUUUAUAUGCAUUAAUGGAUGGUCAUUUUCCUUUCGAAAUUAAUAAUAAUAUGCCUAUUCAUUUAAAAAAAAAAAUUUUAACUCAAACCAAACCAAAUUUUGAUCCUUUAGUUUGGCAAAACCAUCCUGAAAUAUUUGAUUUAUGCUUAAGACUUUUGGAUCCAAAUCCCUUAACAAGAAUCCAAAAUGCUAGAGAAGCAUUAAUUCAUUAUUGUUUUUCAAAUCUUAUUUAA
Messenger RNA from Plasmodium gallinaceum, 4908 nucleotides. RefSeq names its product serine/threonine protein kinase, putative. Gene Ontology annotation, cellular component: cytoplasm. Gene Ontology annotation, biological process: peptidyl-serine phosphorylation; autophagy. NCBI's taxonomy places the organism in Eukaryota, Apicomplexa, Aconoidasida, Haemosporida, Plasmodiidae. The record is from RefSeq and is a predicted model, not a curated record. Gene Ontology annotation, molecular function: ATP binding; protein serine/threonine kinase activity. The transcript has a single exon. Bases 1 to 4908 code for a protein of 1635 amino acids.